This is a messenger RNA of Fraxinus pennsylvanica, 810 nucleotides long. The record is from the annotation of a GenBank genome assembly. Lineage: Eukaryota; Viridiplantae; Streptophyta; Magnoliopsida; Lamiales; Oleaceae.
AUGUCCACGAGAUCUCAUUCUAACUGGCGCUUAAAACCUUUACAGGAGUUGGCAACUCAUAUUGGUGAGGUUGUGAUGAACAAGUGCUUUUGCACCCGUAGGAACCCUAUUAGUAUAUCCGCAGCUGCCAUUUAUUUGGCCUGCCAAUUGGAAGAUAAACGUAAAACACAGGCUGAGAUCUGCAAGGUGACAGGCCUAACCGAGGUCACUCUUCGAAAAGUUUACAAGGAGCUGUUGGAAAAUUGGGACGAUCUACUUCCAUCAAAUUAUAAUCCAGUUGUUCCUCCAGAAAAGGCAUUUCCAACGGCAACCAUUCCUUCAGGUCGUUCCUUGACUUCUAGAAAUGAUCUAGUCGAGGGGUCUUCAUCAGACAGGGACAAGCAUUCUGAAGUGAAGUAUACUAAACCGAGUGAUGUCCUAGACUUAUCCCGUCAAACCAGAGGUAAAGACAAUGCAAUGCAAGUCCCACCAUCUUCUUGGAGGCCCCAGGGUGCAGUCGGAGCCUCUACUAUUCAAAAACCUCGUGAAAGGAAUCAAGCUACGACCCAAAAUAUGGAAAUUGAUUUACAGUACAAAAAUCGUGAAGAGAAAAGAGUAGAUGCUGAUGCAAGGGGUGCGUCCAGUUCCCCGAGCUCGGUUCAUUUCCCUAAUCCUCCUGCUUUAGCUGCAGGUGUCGUCCCAUGGCCAUUUCGGCCCCCAACGGCAUCAUCCCAUUCGCCUUCUGUUCAGUUUGUGCAAGCACCAAAAGGAGCUUCCAAUGCUGUGGAUGAAGGAUCCUCGAAACAGAUUGGGAAUGAAAAGGUUAUUUAG